Messenger RNA from Closterium sp. Naga37s-1, 789 nucleotides. Lineage: Eukaryota; Viridiplantae; Streptophyta; Zygnematophyceae; Desmidiales; Closteriaceae. The record is from the annotation of a GenBank genome assembly.
AUGAUGACCAAGUAUUUAAACCCGCUCGUCUCCUAUCCGUCGAUGUGCCCACGCCUCUGCCCUUCACCUCACACCAUCUCGUUGCGCGCCGUCCGUCGUCGCCAUGGCUCGAUCGCUCUCCGCAAUUGCGCUCGUCGCUGGCCUGCUCGUCCUGCUCGGUACGCCCCACUCCCUGCUCGGUACGCCCCACUCCCUGCUCGGUACGCCCCACUCCCUGCUCGGUACGCCCCACUCCCUGCUCGGUACGCCCCACUCCCUGCUCGGUACGCCCCACUUCUUCGCUCCGGAAUUUCCUUUCGCCCGCUCCAAUUCGCUUGUUCCAUCACUUUCGUGCCGUGCCUUGCUCCUUCUUCCCCUCCCCUCCCCAUGCACAUGUCAUCCCUCGCGCCCUGCUCUCGCAUCGUGGCCUCCCCCCCGCCGCGCCCUGCACUGGGUCCAAUCAUCUGCUCCUCAGCCGCAACUCACGCAGAGGCGCGUGAGGUCGUGGUGGGCGGCAACAAGGGGUGGACGUACGGUGUGAGCAGAUGGAAGCCCACUCCCGCUGCCCGUGCAGGCGAUGUGCUCGUUUUCAAGUGGACGGGUUACCACGACGUGUGGCUGAUGAGCGGCGCUGCUGCGUACAACAGUUGCAACUUCAACGGUGCCAAGGAGAAGGCUAAGGUGGCCAGUGGCAAGACGUACAGGUUCACAGUGCCGACGACAGCAAGGGGCAGCACGCUGUAUUUUGGCUGCCAAGUGUACGGCCACUGUGGAAUGAACAUGAAAGUGGCCGUUGCCGUCCAGAAGUGA